Lottia gigantea (owl limpet) is the source of this 475-nucleotide messenger RNA. RefSeq lists its product as hypothetical. Lineage: Eukaryota; Metazoa; Mollusca; Gastropoda; Lottiidae. The record is from RefSeq and is a predicted model, not a curated record. The transcript is spliced from 2 exons. The annotation marks the transcript as partial.
AUGUCUGAUGGUCGAAGAGUUUUGUUUCAUAUUUUGAUUUUGUUAAUUUCAAAAUCAUGGAGUUUCACUAUCAACAGUUUCUGGAAGAAAUUUCCUUACACUGGACCUGUUACAUUUAAUUAUUACAGUUUGAUACCAAGCUGUAGUUUAAUCUACUGUACAGCAACUUGUUCAUCUCUCUACAACUGGGAUCAGAUUUAUUAUCAAGGAGAAGAUUGUUAUUGUUUAGCACCAAGUUAUGUUUAUGGUACAGGAAUGAUAACGACCAACUCAUCCAUGUGGACUAUUUUUAAGGAAGAAAGUUAUUGUACUGAGAAGGAAUACAAGAUAUUUCCAGAUCAAAAAUAUUGUUUGAAACAUUUUUUAACGGGACAAACAUGGGAGGAUGACAACAUAAGAUGUCGACAAGACAGCGGGUAUUUAAUAUCGGUGUAUACUCUACAAGAUUUGACUAAUUUAAGAUCUCUUUACACAC